ACAGGCCAUGGAAACCAGUGUGAUCCCCACCAUCAACAGGCAACAACAAGUGAAGGAGCUGGUUGUGUCAGCCGGAAACAAUAUUGUGGUCACUUUGCCCAAAGAUGAGAUGGAACUGAAUAUUUUCGUGGUCCCAGCACCAUCUGCAGAAUCCUCCUACAAAUAUCAGUGGGAUUUGAUAAGCCAUCCUGAGGACUACAAGGGAGUAAUGGAAGGCAAAUACACUGAAACGCUCAAACUCACUCAGUUGUCUGAAGGUCUGUAUGUCUUCAGAGUUGCUGUGGUUGGAGACAAUGCGUAUGGAGAGAGCUUUGUGAAUGUGACUGUGGAGCCUGCUCCACGUGUCAAUCAGCCACCCGUGGCCAUCGCCUCACCCAAGGCACAAGACGUUUUCCUGCCGACAACAUCCAUCUUUAUCGAUGGCAGUGAAAGCACCGAUGAUGACAGAAUAGUGGAUUAUCGCUGGGAGGAGAUCAAGGGUCCCCUGCGAGACCAGAAGGCAUCAGCGAAUGUCCCCAUCCUGCACAUCUCUAACCUAGUCCUUGGUAACUACACACUCAGGCUCACAGUAACAGACUCGGAUGGGGUUGAAAACUCAACGACCGCUACAGUGACUGUCAUUAAACCCGUGGACUAUCCCCCGGUUGUAAAUCCUGGUCCGAAUCAAGCCAUAACCCUGCCCCAUAACAGCAUCACACUGAAUGGAAACCAGAGCAGCGACGAUUUCCAAAUUGUGGACUACGAGUGGUUGCUCAGCCCUAAUAGCAACGGCAAGGUGGUUGCAAUGCAGAAGGUGCGGACUCCUUAUCUCCAGCUGUCUGCGAUGCAGGAAGGAGAUUACACGUUUCAGCUCACACUCACUGACUCUGCCGGACAGAAAUCGUCUGCCGAGGUCACUGUUAUUGUCCAGCCGGAGAUUAAUAGCCCCCCAGUAGCAGUUGUUGGUCCUGACAAGGAAUUAAUAAGGCCAGUGGAAAGUACCACUCUGAAUGGGACUGGUAGUACCGAUGAUCAGGCUAUUGUCUUGUACCAUUGGGAGCAAAUCAGUGGUCCUGGUGCUACAAGGAUUGAGAACAGUGACAAAGCAUUGGCUACAGUGACAGGGCUCCAGGGCGGGAGGUACCAGUUCAGACUGACAGUGACGGACCAACAUGGGCUCAGCAGCUCCAGCACAGUUACCGUCGCUGUCAGAGAAGAAACCAACAGUCCUCCGGUAUCCAAUGCUGGGGGGAAUCACAUCCUGGUGCUGCCUAACAGCUCCAUUGCUCUUGAUGGGUCUAAAUCCACAGAUGACCAGGGCAUCGAGUCUUACCUUUGGACCAGAGGUGGCCUGAGUCCAGCCGCAGGGGAUGUAAUGUAUGGAUCGGACCGAGAGGCAGUGCUCCAGUUGACCAACCUUGUGGAAGGCAAAUACAUCUUUUACCUGAAAGUCACAGAUGCGAAAGGAGAGUCGGACAUAGACAGCACCACUGUGGAAGUACGGCCCGAUCCCAGGGAGGAGGAGCUGGUGGAGCUGGUGCUGCAAGUUGGUAUUGGCAGCCUGAGCGAGAAGCAGAAAGACACACUGGUGCGGCAGCUCGCUGUGCUACUCGGGGUCCUGGAUUCAGACGUUAAGGUGCAGAAGAUACAGGCACACUCUGAUUCAAGUACAGUGUUGACAUUUUACGUGCAAGGCGGUGAACCGUACAGAGUGUAUAAGGGGGUGGAUGUGGUCAGGAGUCUACAGAAACGACUGAUGAGAGAGAAAGUGGACUUUCUACUCUUCAGACCUCUGAGAAUAGACACAGUUGUCUGUUUUCUGAAGUGCUCAGGGCAUGGAUACUGUGACCCCUUUAGCAAGCGCUGCAUUUGUUAUCCGUUCUGGAUGGAAAAUCUGAUGCGACGCUACUUUGAUAAUGGAGAAAGCAAUUGCGAGUGGAGUGUCCUGUAUGUUGUUUUGUCAGUGUUUCUAAUCAUCGUGACAUUGGGAGGAAUCUGCUGGACAUGUGUUUGUUGCUGCAGAAGGAAGCGAACCAAAGUGAGGAAGAAAAAUAGAUACACCAUCCUGGAUAACAUGGACGAUCAGGAGCGCAUGGCGCUGAGACCAAAAUACGGUCUGAAGCACAAAAGCACAGAACACAACUCGAGUCUGAUGAUCUCCGAGUCUGAGUUUGACAGCGACCAAAACACCCUCUUCAGCAGAGACACUGUGGAGAAGGGGGGUCAGAAAGCUGCCAACGGCUCACUCAAAAAUGGAGUCUCCUUCAGCUCUCAUCCCAAAAACAGGUAGAUCCCAGAGCAAAUGACUACCUGCAUUCCCAAUGAACUUAACCUUUCAGUACAAAACUUUACCCACAAUCAUCCACUACUUGGUUUAGCAAAAAAAAAGCCUUUUCACAACUUUAAGAGACUUUCCGAGGCUUAUAAAGAAACAGCCCAAGGAAGGGAGAGGAGCUUUGAGUUUCAUGCUCAACAUUGCUAUCCUGGCAGCAAAAGUAUCUGACAUGAACUGGCUUUUGGGGCAACAUAUCUUCUAAAUGUGCUUUCAGCUUCCUGUAGAUCUAGAAUGACUAGACUUUAUUAUUAAACUUGGUCAAAGAAGGGAUAACUGGGUCACUGUUGAGAGAAGCCUGCAGCCACACAACCCAGUAUAUGCAGAAUUUUCUGCAGGUGAUUCAUUGCUCUCCAAAUGUGCAGGGCGGCUCAAAUUGUUACACUGGACACGGCUUUACAAUGUGCGACUCGGGAUGUGUCUAAAAAGCUUCAGCAGAGUUUGGAGGGAUAUUCUGAAGUGCUUUUUAACUGUAAAGAUUAAGUCAGCUGCAAUAAUAAACAAUCAUUCGAAUCUCAAAAGAGAAAAAUAACUGUACAGCAAGGAAAAAACACAAUUAUUCAUGUAAUAGUGUACAGGUUAGCCGCAAUGUUUGUCUUUCACUGUGCUUUUAAUGCAAAGAUCAGUACAACGUAGAGACGUGGCUUCUUGUACGAUUGGUUUGUGGAAACUUUGUUUUUCCUGUAUACACUGAUUAAAAACCAAGGGUUUGAUGGA
Messenger RNA from Callorhinchus milii (elephant shark), 3028 nucleotides. RefSeq names its product dyslexia-associated protein KIAA0319-like. The record is from RefSeq and is a predicted model, not a curated record. The coding region runs from base 8 to 2269 and encodes 753 amino acids. NCBI's taxonomy places the organism in Eukaryota, Metazoa, Chordata, Chondrichthyes, Chimaeriformes, Callorhinchidae. Gene Ontology annotation, cellular component: plasma membrane; cytoplasmic vesicle. The transcript is spliced from 18 exons.